This is a messenger RNA of Oryzias melastigma (Indian medaka), 3940 nucleotides long. It is a transcript of the gene ppp1r9bb, whose product is annotated as protein phosphatase 1, regulatory subunit 9Bb. Lineage: Eukaryota; Metazoa; Chordata; Actinopteri; Beloniformes; Adrianichthyidae. Gene Ontology annotation, molecular function: actin filament binding. The transcript has 10 exons. The record is from RefSeq and is a predicted model, not a curated record. Bases 445 to 2754 code for a protein of 769 amino acids. Gene Ontology annotation, biological process: calcium-mediated signaling; neuron projection development; actin filament organization. Gene Ontology annotation, cellular component: actin cytoskeleton; cytoplasm; dendrite.
CGACGGGCACAAGGACCCGGGAUCCUCCGCCAUGCAGCAGCAGCGGUCUGCCGCUGCGCGAGGACCAGAAAUCUGAAGCUCCCAGAAUGAGGAGAUCAAAAUGAUGCUGCCUAUAAAAAGGGAUUAAAACGUAAGCAAUCUGUCGUCAGAUGAGCUUAAAUCCGCCGCACUAACUGGUCUGUUUUUCUGUGCAAAUGUUUUUUUUUUCUUUUAAUGACUAAUGCAUUUUUCUAGGACGGCCGCGCGCCCGUCGGUGCAAUGACAGAUGCAUCGUGCUCACUUUCUCUGCUGCAGCACUAGAAAGGAAUUGCAGCGCGGACACGCGGAGGGCCUUUGAUGCAAGCUGUUGUUUGGGUCUCCAACCCUCCGCUGGUCCACCUCUCCGGUGGCCGCUGCACAUUUGCCCGUGGGAGCCGGGGGAGACAUGCCCACGCCUGACCGACCAUGAUGAAGACCGAACCCACAUCCAAGAGCACCACGCUCCGAAGCCCAUCCCCGCACAGGAACGCGUACGAGGCGGGGAUGCAGGCCCUGAAGCCCGUCAAAGACGGCGCCGCCAACGGGGACCUGCAGGAGGGCCCCCGGGGGCGCAGGUACGGCUCCAACGUGCACCGGAUCAAGAACAUGUUCCAGCAGAUGCAGACCACGUCCCCGGCCGACGCGGAGGGGGAGGACGGCGCGCGGACGGCGGACAAGUCCGUGCGCCUGUCCCUCCCCAGAGCCGGCAGCCUGAACGAGAACGUGGACCACAGCGCGCUGCUGAAGCUCGGCUCCAGCGUGUCCGAGCGGGUCAGCAAGUUCGACCCCAAGCCGGAGAACGGGCACCAGCGGGCCUCGUCGCCGAGCUACUCCAAGCUGCAGGAGACGCGGCGCAUCUUCGAGGAGAAGCAGCAGCAGGAGAAGCUGGCCUCCACCCGGGUGCUGCUCAAGGCGGACAAGGCCGCCGGCUUCCAGGAGGGCCGGCUGGACGUGGUGUCGCGCUUCAACGGCAGCACCGAGUCCCUGGACAGCCUGGACACCAGCGAGGCUGUGUCCCCCACGGUCAGCCAGCUCAGCGCCGUGUUCGAGCGCGCGGCCGAGCUGCGCAACAACCUCCACCGCCUGUCCUCCACGCCGCCGCUGCCCUCGCGGGGGGUCAGCGCCAAGGUGGGCGUGUUGAACUCAAAGAUAAUCACCAAGAGGGUCCUAGCAUCUGGCAGCCAGGAGAAGGGAGAGAUAAGCAAUCAGAAGGGCCAAGAGGGGCCAUCAAGGGGCCUCAUAGGGAGGGUGACGCCCCCAUCUGAGGGCAUCAAUGGGGGCCAAAGUGUUGAACUUCUAGGGAAGGCGGGAGAACAAACACUUUCAGGCAGUGAGUUCAAAGGUGAUUUCAAUGAUGAGGAGCAACCCACAGCAUCUGAAGGUGACACUCAUAUGGAGAAUGGAGGACCUGCUGCUGCUGAGAGGCAGGAGGUGGAGGAAGACAGGACUGUCAUGGAUAACAGCACCUGCAGCGCCACAGGGGAGGACUAUGAGGGAAGCCAGAAGGAGGAGGAGGAGGAGGAGGAAGAGGAAGAUGAAGAGGAUGACCGAUACGAGCCAGAGUCCAGCUGUGUGGAGAUUCCUGGGCUGACGGUGGAGGAGGAUCCACCUCCUUCCAGGAAGAUCCGCUUCAGCUCAGAACCCAUCAAGGUUUUUGCCACCUAUCCCAACGAGGACUACGACAGGCGUAACGAGGAUGUGGACCCCAUGGCAGCAUCAGCCGAGUAUGAACUGGAGAAGAGGGUGGAGAGGCUGGACCUGUUCCCCGUGGAGCUGGAGAAAGAUAGCGACGGCCUGGGCAUCAGUAUCAUCGGCAUGGGCGCGGGGGCGGACAUGGGCCUGGAGAAACUGGGCAUCUUCGUCAAGACGGUCACGGAUGGGGGAGCCGCUCAUAGAGACGGAAGGAUCCAGGUGAAUGAUCUGAUCGUGGAGGUGGACGGGACCAGUCUGGUGGGGGUCACCCAGAGCUUUGCCGCCUCCGUACUCAGGAACACUUCAGGAACGGUCAAGUUUGUGAUUGGACGGGAGAAGCCGGGAGAGCAGAGCGAGGUGGCCCAGCUGAUCCAGCAGACGCUGGAGCAGGAGCGCUGGCAGAGGGAGAUGAUGGAGCAGCGCUACAAUCAGUACAUGGAUGAGCAAGAGGGAGCUGAAUAUGGCACAGAUGAGGAAGAGGAUGAGGAGGAAGAGACCAGCCCACCAUAUCCAAACGCCAUUGAGGUUUUUGACUUGGCAGAGAAUGAGGACAUAUCGCCUCUGGAGACGGAUCCUGAGAAACUGGCCCAUAAAUACAAAGAGCUUCAAAUAAAACACGCUGUGACCCAAGCUGAGAUCCAGCAGCUGAAAAGGAAGCUGCACCACGCGGAGCAGGACAAGCAGCGCUGGCGCAUGGAUAAGGCCCAGCUGGAGCAGACGCUGCAGGAGAACAAGGAGCGCAUGGAGAAGCUGGAAGGCUACUGGAUGGAAGCGCAGAGCCUGUGUCAGGCUGUGGACGAGCACCUGAAGGAGACGCAGGCUCAGUAUCAGGCGCUGGAGCGCAAAUACAGCAAAGCCAAGAGAAUGAUCAAGGAGUAUCAGCAGAAGGAAAUCGAGUAUCUAAAGAAGGAGACUCAACGUUGUGCACAAGCUGGAGCCGAGACCUCCCUUCUGAAGGAGGAGUCGGGACAACUGGAAGAGGAGGUAGGAGAGGUUGCAGAUCUGGAGUGCCGGGUGGAGGAGCUGAAAUCCGAACCUCUAUAAAAGCCUUGUUUUCCCCCCUUCAUUUGCAUAUACCCCCCCCCCCCAACGACCAGAAGUGUUAUGGUAUUUAGACUGAACUGCAGGGUAUGUUUUUGUCUGGAUUGGUGGUCAAACUGUGUCCUCAGGCCUCGUGUUUCAACCACUAAAUCCUUUUAAACCGUGUUUUUCUGUUUAAUAUUUAUGGAAAGUUUUACAAUCUUGAAUGCAGAAUUGUUUCCAUUCCUUUUUUUAUGUUUUUUUUUUUUUUAAGUUCUCUUUUUUUAGCCCUGGAUUUUCAUGUUUUGUGACAAGCCGUUUACUUCAGUUGCCAAAAAACAAAAGUCCUUUUUCUUUCUUUCGCCUAGCUCUGUGACCUUUUUAUUUUUGUGUGUACAGAUGUGAAACUGUGUGGUUUAUCAUUUCUGUUUGUAAAAAGUUUUAUUGUGCAUAACAAUUAUCAUAAUGUAAAGUAAUGAGCGGCUUGUAGAUUUUAUUUGAUUGGACCGAGACUGCACUAGACAUCAAGGAGGAGCUUCUUUGGACAGAAGAAUCGAAGGUGGCAUUAAUUUCUUUGUUUUUGUUCUUUUGUUUUUUAAAGUGUACAAACCGUAACCCUACAUUCAUGGCGGGUCACCGUGACGACCACUUGCUGCCUACCUUUCUGAAGUGUUCCCUUUUUACAACCCUCCAGUUUCACUCCUCGUCUUUCAGAUCAAGGACCAACUUUCAAAAUAAACUACUUCUCUUUUCUCCUCCGAUAGAUGUUAAGGACUUGUGUAACUGAUAUUAGCUAAAACUACUGAUUAUUAAAUUAAAACGUUACAAAAAGUGGGAAGUUUUGAGCAGGAACUUUUAGUCUAGAACCAGCAAUGUUGAAACACACGGGGGGUGAAAACACUGCCAGGUUUCUACCGGUUUUUCACAUGUGUUAAAUGUGCAACCUGUUAUAACCAGUAUGUUUGUAUGACUCAAGACUUCAAAAUGUUCCUUUUAAGGUGUAGUUAAGGUGGAAAUGUGAGCUUUUAGAUUACAAACUGACUGGAUCAUCAGUUCUGUCAUGUAAAAGGUAGAUCUGGGUGAGAAGAAAUAAAAAAAAACAUGAAAAACAGGCAUGGUUAUGACUAUUUUCAUAUUAUUAAGGCUUGUACAGUGCACAUGCUUUGCAUUGUAUGUUUUGUGGAAUAAAUGGUCAUCAGUGAAGAUCAAA